CUGAGUGCGUGACAGGACGGGAGGGAGCAAGGAAAGAAGGAGAGAGGGAAAGAGGGAAAGAGGGAGGGACCAUGACUAGUCACACUCUUGAUCAGUAACCAGAGGAGCCGUCAACACCUGACCCAUUAACAGACCCGAACAAUACUAAGGCAGAAAGCAGUCCAGCCUCACUCGACCUCCCAUCAUGGCCGACUUCGACGAGAGUCAGUUUUCUCUCAUGAGUCUGGAGGAUGAGCUGACCUGUAGCAUCUGUCUGAGUACCUUUAACUGUCCGGUGACCAUCCCCUGCGGACACAACUUCUGCCAGGACUGCCUCCUCGAAACCUGGAAGGACUCCUACAGCUGCCCUCAGUGUCGGACCCUCUUCGCCACCAAACCGGAGCUGAAGAAAAACACUGUCCUCAGCACCGUCGUGGAGACCUUCAACUCCAGGGCGAGCAAGGAGACCACCGUGGAGGGAUUGGAGAGCAAAGCCCAGAAGAAGGAUGUCAUACGUUGUGAUACGUGCAUGGAGGCAGAAGCGUCGCGGACCUGUCUCACCUGUAUGGCGUCUUUCUGUGAGGAGCACCUGCGGCCUCACCGGGAAAAUCCGAUUUUCCGUCCCCACCAGCUGACGGAGCCAGUCGGAGACCUGAUGGCGCGUAUCUGCCAGGACCACCACAAGCUGAUGGAGUUCUUCUGCAGCCAACAUGGCCGUCCAAUCUGCAGCUUCUGCCUCCAGCAAGCCCACAAAGGCUGCUCCUUCAUGACCCCUGAGGAGCAGAGGAACCUGAAGGAGUUUGACCUGAGGGCGAAGUUGGGUUUGCUGGUUGGGAAGAUUACAAAGAAUGAGGACGUUAUCUCUCAAAUGAGGGACAUGGAGAACAGGCUAAAGGACUCCGCGACCAACAGGAUGAGAGCUUUGACAGCUGACUAUCAGCAGAUGCGGGAUAUGUUGGCCCGAGAGGAGCGUGAUGCUUGCAGUGCAGUGGAACAUGAGCUGGAGACUGGUCAGACCAAACUCAAGGGUCUCAUGAAGAAGUUCACUGAGAACAUUGAUGGCAUGAGCAAAGCUAAAGAGGAUAUCCACAGUCUGCUGAGUCAGUCCCAAACGCUGGCCUUCCUACAGGCUUCAUUUGACCUGCCCCCAGCCACUAACUUUGACCCUCACACCCCUCGAAUCAGCCUGGACUCCAAGAAGGUGAUGGCAACACAGGCCUUUGCUGCUUCCCUGAAGGAGUUUUUGACAGAGAUCCUUAAACAGCCUGUUCAGUCCAGACUACCAAUGCUUAAACCAGAACAAAAAGCACUUCCUGUCUUGGGAAGUACUGGAUCUCAGCCUCAAUCUGAACUACCAGAGUCUCAAAAGCAGAAAAAAAUGCCCAGGUCCCACAGUCCAGGUCGUCCACCCAUCCAGCCAUAUUUUCCUGUACCCGUUUAUAUCCCACAUGGAGGCUGGAAUCCAUCCCAUUAUGCACAGGUAUCUGGCAUGUCCUCAGCAGAAACAGCAGCUUCUGCCUCAGGAUUUACACCUUUGAGCUCUGGAACUUCUGAGCUGCAGUGGGCUCCAGGCCAACCCCCACUCCACAGGCCCAACAGUCCAGGUUCUCAAUCCAAAGCAGCUCCGAAGAAGAAACCAAAACAGAAAAAAGCUCCCCUAUCCACUGAAGAAAAUAUGGGAAAUAAGAGUCAGGCCCGUUCAAUUGAAAACCUGCUGGAUCUCGGUGGAAAAGACAAAUCCAGAGGCCGUACUCCUGCAGCCGAAUCCAAAAUGAAACCAGAAAAAUUGGACAUUCCCCCAGACAUAACGUCUGCUGAAAAAAGAAGCGAACUUCUGAAAUUUGCAACAGUGCUCACAUUGGAUCGAAAGACGGCCCACAAACGCAUCGCACUGAGUGAGGGCCUCACACAGGCCUCUGUGUCAGAUGAGCACACAAACUACCCCGACUGCCCUGAACGCUUCGCUGUCUGCUCCCAGGUCCUCGCCUCCAAGGGUUUCUCUAGAGGGCGCCACUACUGGGAAGUCAAACUAAGCAGCAACAACUUCAUUGGUCUAGGCUUAGCUUACAGCUGCAUUGACCGCAAAGGUCCCACCAGUCGACUGGGCCGCAAUGCCCAGUCCUGGUGUGUCGAGUGGUUUAACGUCAAGCUGUCAGCGUGGCAUAACAGCAGUGAGACCGUGCUGGCUAAUCCCAAUUCAAAGCGUGUAGGUGUGCUGUUGGAUUGCGAGGAGGGCACUGCAACGUUCUAUAACGUGGCAGACAGGGCGUAUCCCUUCCAUUCCUUUGUGUUUCCCUUUUCUGAAGCAGUGUAUCCAGCUUUCUGGAUUUUCUCAAGUGGCUCGUCCAUUACUUUGUGCAAGAUGCAGGCCUGAGGAGCUGUGCACACAUACAGUAAGCUGAUCUAAUUACUGAAACAGAAAACUACUAAUUAUAUUUAGAAAGCCAGUCUUGAAUUUAUUUAAAAAUAUUAUAUACCCAACAUUGGUUAAAAUAAUUUUCAUAUCGGGAGGCUGACCUGUUUUUACCCCCCGCGCUCUUGUUUACGUGUUGUCUUUGUUUAAAGCAUUAUUCGUGAUUAGCUGUGAUUUACAGCUGCUGAAUUUGUGGUUAUGUGACCACAAAUAUUACGCUGGCUUCUCAAAACACAGGAAAAGUAAUAAUUCUUGUGUUUUCAAGUCUACAGUCUGCAUCCUAAGUGACUGUGACGCACUGAAUCACUUCAUGGGAAGUGUUUUUGAAGCUAUAUUAUAUCUUACAUGCAGAAGGAAUAAAAAAAAAGCUGGGAGAAGUGGAAGCUGGGUUUCCUUAUGUUGGUUUCAAUUCUGAGAAAUUUCAUCUACUUUCUUCUUUUCUAUGAUAACAGAACACACGUAACACACACUGUGCACUGACUGUACGGCAUGUGUGUGCUAAUGUGUCUCCUGUAUUGUAACUGCAGAUUACUUAUAAUGCGCUGUCUAAUGGUUGUGAAUGCGACCGGAUGAAGAAGUGAAUUAAUCUCUUCACUGUCCAGCAUAUGUCAGUACAGUGUUUUCAUCUGAAGUCUGCAUUUGAAAAACGCAUCUCUUGGUGUGUGCUAGAGUGUAGCUGUUAUAGGGCGGGGCGAUAUGACAAACAUCAGGAUUUUUUUUCUCCAUAUCAGUCGAUAUCAAUAUGUCAUGUUAUGAAAAAUUUAAAGAUUCCUUUUAAGAUGAAUAAUCUUUAAAAAAUGAAAAUGACAAACAUUUUAUGGGCUGUAAAUUCUAGAAUAAAUCAACAAGUCCAGCAUGUAAAGUCCUUGUUACUGUUGGAUUAUCAUUUCUUUGCUGACACACUCACUGAAGAUUCCUCUGAAGGAGUGCUCAUGUAUUCCAUCUAUCUGUCCUACUUUUGAUACCAAAACAAUAGCAUGCUAACUCAACCGCAUUGAAAUGUACACUCCUAGAAGAUACCAUGUGAUUAGCUAGAAAUAGAUUUGUGUCUGUGAUGUGAUUGGCUGCUCUGUCUUUUUAGGGAGAUGAAUGAAUCUAUUGUUCGUAUCGCCCAGCCCUAUCUGGUCACUCAACUCUGAUUCAGCUGAUGAGAACAGAAGCCACAUAGACUCUGUUCUUAUCAAGUUCUGCUUUUUCUUUGGAUUAUUUUUACAGCAAGGAAAUAAUGGGGAGAGGGAACGGGAUGAAGUGCAGAAAUAGUGCUUGGCUAUGUUUAAACCUGGGAUGUCCUGCUUGCAUGGCAUGCCCAAUAGAAAUACAAUGCUAUACUAUUGUAUAUCUAUGGUAGGCACAUUAAACCAACAAGCCAUCAGAAUGCUCUGUUGGCUUUUGAUAAGGUUGUAGGAAGGUAGUAAGAUGUAUAUUAGUUUCACAGGGGUAAAUUACUGUUUAAUACAAAGUUUACUCCGGCCUGUAAGAUGUGUUUGCUGAAGCACCCUGAUGACAUACAGUGGCUCAUCUCCUGACGGGGCACCACUGGAGUCUAUCAGUGGCUGGUCAGUGUGCCUGCUGAUCAUUUUCAUUCAGACAUUCCAUGCUCAUUUUGCAGGUGCUAAAAGCUAAAAAAAAGCUAAAAGCUGAGAAUCUAUGAGUGUCGAGCAGCAGAGAUCUGUCUACACAACAUACAGCACCGUAACAGUGAACGUAGCUGUUUGAACAUGGUUCUCGUUGAUCCUUGUGACCGCGCUGCAUUUAAGGGGUUCAGAAGACACUGUUGUCCGGAGUGACUUAACUAUUUUUAGGUUACAUGCCAAUAUUUAAAAGUGCAGUACACCACUGCAUGUACAGUCUGAACCUGGGUAGUGAAAUCUGCUGUUUUCACUAUUUUCCGCUGCUUAUCAUCACAAUGGACAAAUGUGGUUUGGGACGUCAUAGUUUGUGAGACUAUUGAGAGCUUUCCCAUACCAUAAUGAGUGUGAGUACUGAUGUCAUGUGGACUGGUUUACUAUUUCUACACACCUUAAAUAAUAUAAUGGUUGCAUCUAUGCUUAGUAGAAUAAAGGUGUGGUUGUUUGGUUGACUAUUUCUUAUGGCUUCUGUUUCUGGAUUGUAAAAUGUAUCUUAAAUCAACCGCGGACUCCAGUGGCUUGCAGAUCAUUUUGUUGAUCCUUGUUUGUGCAGUGCUGAUCUGAAAUGUAGUUCAUUGUUCUUUGCAUCUAAUACUUUCAUGGGACCCAGUACAUUUGAGGAUUUUACUCUAUGCACUUUGACAACUCUACAUUAAACCAAUCCUCUGUGUAAGGCUUCACGUGUGGUGGUUUUGAGUGUACCCAAAAAGAGAUGCAUGGAUUAAAUCUGAACAUAAGAUUGUGUGAUUGUCUUAAUUCUAAAAAUUAUUGUUAAGAAAAAAUCUUUGUAUUACCUACCAAUGAACCAUCGAUUGUUGUCAAUAAAAGCUUUUUUCUCUCUCA
This is a messenger RNA of Dicentrarchus labrax (European seabass), 4863 nucleotides long. RefSeq names its product tripartite motif containing 25 (gene trim25). The coding region runs from base 185 to 2353 and encodes 722 amino acids. Gene Ontology annotation, molecular function: zinc ion binding; protein binding. The record is from RefSeq and is a predicted model, not a curated record. Lineage: Eukaryota; Metazoa; Chordata; Actinopteri; Moronidae. The transcript is spliced from 12 exons.